UUGUCUUUCUCUUUUCUUGCUGUUCUUUGUCCCUCUCUUUUCUCUCUCUCUCUCUCCUCUUUGCUCUCCCCAUCACCUCUGGCUGGAGUUUGACAUUCUUGCAUAGAUAGACACAAGACCACCACCAAUUGACUACUUUCCUCUUAGGCAUCUUAUUUUCAACCAACACUUGCCCCUACCAUUGCCGAAAAUGGAAUAAUUGAAGAUGGACGGCCAAAAUGCUUUUUCUUCGAUUCUUGUGUUUAUGGAGAUGGUAGAGGCUGGGGGUGGUCAGAAUGAUGCCCAAGAGAAGAGGAGUCGAUUGGUGGUGGUAUUGCGUCCAUCUAACGUUGGGAAUACAGGAGUCCAGGCAGGUCUUCUUCUCAGGUCGCAUUCUCCCCUUUUUGCUCCAAAUCAACACUACUGGGUGUUGUGAGGGCUGGGGGAGGGUUGAUGGAGGGUAGGGAGGUGGUGCCACCUUCAUCAAACAUUGGGACACCUGAAUCUGACUGAUUCUUCUUUGCGGGUCGCUAUUAGUAUUCGUCUCUUUGCGCUGAUGGUUUACUCCAAAUCAAUGCCACUAUGCAUUUCUGGAUUCAAAGGAGGGUCUCUGGAGGGUGAGGAGUUGGUGUCAAUGUUGGUGGGGCUGGGUGGCAGUGGUGAAAGAGCAGGCCGAAGGGAAAGUGGAGAGGCCGAGAGGGGUAGAGAAGAGAGAGAAAAGAGAAGGGCAGUGUGUGUACUGUGUAGGUGGAAGGAUAGUAAGGUGCUAUCAGAUGAUAAAAAGAGGGCUCUGUACGAUCAGUAUGGUGAAGCUGGAGUUAAGAGUACAGUAGGCGGAGCAUCAAGUUCUUAUACGACAAAUCCUUUUGAUCUAUUUGAGACAUUCUUUGGGCCAACCAUGGGUGGUUUUCCUGGCAUGGAAACUGGGUUCAGGACACGCCGCCGAAGUACUGUUACAAAGGGUGAAGACAUACGUUAUGACAUCACUUUAGAAUUUUCGGAGGCUAUAUUUGGAUCUGAAAAGGACUUUGAGCUUUCACAUCUGGAAACUUGUGAAGUUUGUGCUGGUACUGGAGCAAAGAUAGGCUCCAAAAUGAGGAUAUGCUCAACAUGUGGUGGCAGGGGUCAAGUUAUGAGAAUUGAGCAAACACCCUUCGGCUUGUUCUCACAGGUUUCUGUGUGUCCCAAUUGUGGUGGGGAAGGUGAGGUCAUUUCUGAAUACUGUCGAAAAUGCUCUGGUGAAGGGCGUAUUCGUGUUAGGAAAAAUAUCAAAGUCAAAGUCCCUCCUGGAGUUGGCACUGGCAGUAUUCUCAGAGUUGCUGGAGAAGGUGAUGCAGGACCAAGAGGUGGUCCUCCAGGAGAUCUUUAUGCUUAUCUGGAUGUUGAGGAGAUAGCUGGAAUCCAAAGAGAUGGCAUAAAUCUCAAGUCAACAAUAUCUAUCAGUUAUCUUGAUGCAAUUCUGGGGGCAGUAGUUAAGGUAAAUACAGUUGAAGGAGUAAGUGAACUUAAGAUUCCAGCAGGUAUUCAACCUGGAGAGGUGCUAGUCCUGGCAAAGAAAGGUGCACCUAAACUGAAUAAACCAUCUAUACGCGGUGAUCACUUAUUUACAAUUAAUAUUACUAUACCAAAUCGUAUAAGUACCAAAGAACGUGAGUUACUUGAAGAACUUGCUUCUCUGAGUGAUACUAGCAGCACUCGAUCACGAACUCACUCCAGAACUCAACCUGCAAAAAGUCGGCUGGAAACCGAUGCUGAGAAGAGUGAGGAAUCAGGGCGCCAAAAUGAUGUAUGGCAGAAGUUAAAAGAUUUUGCUGGGUCUGUUGCUAAGGGAGCUCUGAAAUGGGUAAAAGAUAACCUCUGAGAUUGAAGCCUUCUAUAGGUUGCCUUUUCACAUCCGAAGUCUCUGAAAUUAGCCACUAGAUUUUUUGUACUCAAUACAUGUUCCUAAGGACCAAGCCAUUGUUUACUUGGAUUGCUUUGAUUGAUAUUUCUCGGCAUUGUGGAGAAGAAAAUUCAAUGGCACCCCAGCGGAGAUUCUUUCAUUUUUCCCCGUAAAUUUACGUGUAUUUGCAAGCUACUACAUAUUAAUCUUAUCCUGAGUAGUGUAUGAGCAGUUUAGAGCAUCAACUGCGAGUACAUGUAAGCAAUAUUUGAGGACUGUAUAUUUGAUUUUGUAAUUUAUGAAGUUAGCGAGCCGCAAAAGCUUGAGCUUCUUUCA
Molecule: messenger RNA, 2197 nt
Organism: Hevea brasiliensis (rubber tree)
Lineage: Eukaryota; Viridiplantae; Streptophyta; Magnoliopsida; Malpighiales; Euphorbiaceae
Exons: 10
Coding region: 536-1840 (434 amino acids)
Biological process (GO): response to heat; protein refolding
Cellular component (GO): cytoplasm
Molecular function (GO): ATP binding; heat shock protein binding
Source: RefSeq, a predicted model, not a curated record